AUCAAAUUAAGGAUGAGCAUUAAUUAUGCCUGUAAUGUAUUUUAGCCAUAUUUAAAGAGUUAAGAAAAUCCGGCAGAAGACAAUCGGUAAACACAGACUUCAUGCAAUAUCACAAGCUAUCCUAAGUAUUUAAUUGUGAAGUAUAUAAGGAUAAGACUUUCACAGAAUCCUUUCCCGUAUCGCUUCAAAGAACCAAACCCAACUUCAAGAAUCAAUUAUCGUAACUAGAAUUGUAUGAUUGAUUAUAAUAAUAAAGCGAUGAUCAUUAAAUUGACUUCAAAAAUCACCCAUUUACAUUUUAGGACAAGAUCAAUUAGAAAACGGAAGUAACCAAAAAGAAAUUCGUAUUUGAUGAGCAUUAAUCAACCAAAUAAGGGGAGUUUAAGAAUUUUAUGAGUGCGAUGGAUGAUUAUAUAAACCUUUUAAAUGAAAGUUCUGAUUGCUUAACUUUGAAUUCAGAAAAUUAUAGUUAGUUAGAAAAUAUCCUAUUUGCCAAAUUCAACAUUAUCAGAUAAAAACACGAGGAGUUGAAUAAAAAAUACAAGAUGGCAUAAUAGAAUUUUAAAGCUCAAAGAUACUAAAAUUAGUUACUCAAAAAGUAAAUUGUGGAGAUUCAUUCUUUAUUGGAGGAGGAAAGAUAGAAAAGUUGUGUAUUGUAAGAUGCUAAUGAAAAAUUGAAAAAGAAGUAUAGAGAUUUAUAAAAUAAAACGCAGUUUGUUCAAAAUUCAUUUAUAUAAGAUAGAAUGAAAUUCGAUCAUAAACGAUAGAAUUAAUUUUAAUAAAGCAUAUCAGUUGAUGAAACUGAUAGAGGUACAACAUAGCAAACUUAUGAAACAAAUGAUGAUUAAUAAAAUGUAACUAAAUUCUUAAAAACUUAAAUGCGAAAAUUGAGAUAGAACAAUUAAUAAAUUGAUGAUUAUUCUCGUCUAUAUAAAAAAAUUAGUGAACAUAAUAAUGAUGACUUUUGA
Paramecium octaurelia is the source of this 968-nucleotide messenger RNA. Lineage: Eukaryota; Ciliophora; Oligohymenophorea; Peniculida; Parameciidae. The record is from the annotation of a GenBank genome assembly.